UUGAGCUCUCGCCUACAUCAAACAAAAGCCGCUCGCGCUCCCCUAUUUAGGGUUUCUCGUUCCUGUCGAUCUCUCCGCCGCGCGAGCUGCUGCGACUCCGACGCCGCCUCUCCACUCGGGCGAUCUCCCUGUAGCAAUGGCUUCCGAGAAGAAGCUGUCGAACCCGAUGAGAGAGAUCAAGGUCCAGAAGCUCGUACUCAACAUCUCCGUCGGCGAGAGCGGUGAUCGCCUCACCAGGGCCGCCAAGGUUUUGGAGCAGUUGAGUGGGCAGACACCUGUUUUCUCAAAGGCUAGGUACACUGUCCGGUCCUUUGGGAUCAGGCGUAAUGAGAAGAUUGCGUGCUAUGUCACAGUCAGAGGUGACAAGGCAAUGCAACUUCUGGAAAGUGGAUUGAAGGUGAAGGAAUAUGAGCUGCUGAGGAGAAACUUCAGUGAUACUGGCUGCUUUGGGUUUGGCAUACAAGAGCAUAUUGAUCUUGGAAUUAAGUACGAUCCAUCGACGGGUAUCUAUGGCAUGGAUUUCUAUGUUGUCCUAGAGCGUGCUGGAUAUCGAGUGAGCCGUCGCCGCCGAUGCAAGUCCCGUGUUGGCAUUCAGCACAGAGUGACCAAGGAGGAUUCAAUGAAGUGGUUCCAGGUGAAAUACGAGGGUGUCAUCCUUAACAAGGCUCAGGGAACCACAUCAUAGGUUCUGGUAUGACUGAACUUUGGAACUCCUUUUGCAGUCGGAUCAGCUCCCAUCAGUGUUUUUUUUCUUCAUCAGAGUAGUUCUUUAAGAAAACUGUUCUAUUUUUCCAAUUUUGAGACCCAGACAAUUUUGUGAUUCUAGUAGUAAAGAUUGUUAUUUUUCUGC
Messenger RNA from Musa acuminata AAA Group (dessert banana), 850 nucleotides. Its product is annotated as large ribosomal subunit protein uL5-like. Gene Ontology annotation, molecular function: structural constituent of ribosome; RNA binding. The record is from RefSeq and is a predicted model, not a curated record. Bases 137 to 685 code for a protein of 182 amino acids. Gene Ontology annotation, biological process: translation. The transcript is spliced from 5 exons. NCBI's taxonomy places the organism in Eukaryota, Viridiplantae, Streptophyta, Magnoliopsida, Zingiberales, Musaceae. Gene Ontology annotation, cellular component: cytosolic large ribosomal subunit; ribosome.